AAAAAAAAAACCGAAACUGAGGGAAUUAUACUUUCGGUUUUGAUCGUAUUUACAUUUCACUAAAUGUGCUUCAGUUUACGAAUUUUAAGCAGUCAGAAUGUGAAAUUCGCGCAGGACGUUUACAAUGUUCAUAUACUUGAAUCUUCUUCUGCUGCUGUUUACCUUCAUCUAUCAGAGCGGAACGCCUCCUGUAGGAACCAGCACUGUACCGGUGUCAGGAAAACACGGAGACAAUGUCACACUGCCAUGUCAAUUAGAGGCCACAAAGAUUUCUGAUAUUAGUUUAAACAAUGUGUCCGAAAACAUCCCUGUGUGUCAGACGGAAGAAUGCAGCGGACGAGUAUUGAAACGGGGAAACUGUGACAUCGUCUUCAAGGAUCUGUGCUUCAGUGAUGCUGGGACAUACUUUUUACACGUCUUUUACAAAAAUGAUCAGAAAAAGCUGAAGCGACGGUUGUGGGCGUACCAGCUUCAUAUUCACGACGAGAUCUCGGUGAAAACCGGCGAGGAGCGGAAACUGGAUGUUCUUUCUAACGCUAAUCAAGUGGUGCACUUGACCAGAAACAGAAGGAGUUGGAGAGAGGUCUGGAGCAGAGUCGGCGGAGCUCAGAGCGAUCAGAUGACCGACGCUGAUGGGACUCUGACCAUUAAAGAGUUUACAGCCAACGAUGCAGGAACAUACAGAGUUCUGGACUCUGAAGGAGAAAUCUUGAUCACACUGACACUCACGGAAUCAGAUUCAAAGGGAGAAAGCCACGACACGGAUGAUGACAAGCCUGAUAACACAAGACGACGCGCUGUUUCGUUUUGGAUUAUUAUUGUUGGACUGACUAUAGUUCUGGCCUUAAUGAUAUGUCUAGUCAUAUAUAGAAAAUGUCAUUGAUACAAUAUAUAGAAAAUAUCAAAGAACAAGCGGUGAAGCUAGCGUAACUUAUGCCUUCAGAACCGACGGGAUAUAUUUCUGCAGCGUAUGUUUCAUUUACAAAACAUGAUCAUUUGGACUGCACCGCGUUUUGCUGGAUCUGCAUUCGUGGAUUUUUCUAAAAGACUGUUUUUUUUUGCACUCCUUCCCACGCCACACUGUGACAGAAGACUGGACCCUAAAAGAAAAGUAAGAGGCGUGCUUCCCCGCAUUUCGUCUUUCUAUUUUUGCCAGUUGUUACUUCUUGCUUUUGUCCCGUCAUGAAUGAACGGAGCAGGGGGCUCUCGAGGACCACACUAAUGAACCUCACGCACUCCCCGGACAGAUAGCUCUGCUCACGUUGAUCGUUUAUCUCGCUUUUAAACCCCUCCAGACGAGCGCAGGCACUGGAUCUGACCGGGGAUGGUCCUCGAGAGAGAGAGAGCCUCGCUGGCUUCGAGUGGGUGCUGGUGUCAUGCAGAUCUAUGCUGGUCCCGUGCGCCCUCAAGUGUUGAGUGACUUAGUAAAAGACUGUUAUUUGUCUUUGUGCGCUCCUUACCACACCACGCUGUGAUGGAGACUGCAUGCUCAUGUGUAUAGGUCACAGCUGCAACUCCUUGAAGGACAUAAGCACCACGAGGAAUGCCUGAAGAAGUACUGAGACUAAUCGCUUCCUGUUUUUUUAGUGUGACUGAUCAGCCUGACCUACACAGGCCCACUGGACGAGAGAGAGAAUAUUACAUGCACACACACAAUAUAAAAAUUACAUAUUUUAAUUUUCUUUUAUAAUGCAUAUUUAAUAAACUUGAGUCUUCAUCUGCUUUGGUUUCUCCUUUUGCCGUCUUGUCUAUUGGUGUAUUUGCAUUCUUUGUAAAUCUGCUUUUGAAAGAAUGCAUUAAGAAAAGCAAGACUAGUUUCUUUUUUCUCUGUAAGAAUUCAAACUCAGGGUUUCCACGGGUUCUUUAGUCUUAAAUUCAGUUGAAUCAAACUUAAGACUGUUAAAAAAAGCGUCUACAUGUAAGUGUAAGGGUAAUUGAUUAUUCAUUGUAAAUCUGCUUUGAAAUCUACAUGUAUGUGCAUGAACCAAAAAAUAAACCACUAAAUCAUUUCAA
This is a messenger RNA of Puntigrus tetrazona (Sumatra barb), 2013 nucleotides long. RefSeq lists its product as uncharacterized. The coding region runs from base 125 to 883 and encodes 252 amino acids. NCBI's taxonomy places the organism in Eukaryota, Metazoa, Chordata, Actinopteri, Cypriniformes, Cyprinidae. The record is from RefSeq and is a predicted model, not a curated record. The transcript has 6 exons.